AGUGCGGGCUUUGUGAAGAUGAUCGCACCAGAGGGGGCGUUAGUUUUCCACGAAAAAGCCUGGAAUGCUUAUCCAUACUGUCGUACGAUUGUGACUAAUGAAUACAUGAAAGAUGACUUCAUGAUUAAAAUUGAAACGUGGCACAAACCUGACACAGGCUCUUUAGAGAAUGUACAUGAUCUGGAUCCCACCACAUGGAAGACAGUGGAGGUUGUGCAUAUCGAUAUAGCCGAUCGGUCUCAGGUCGAACCUGGAGACUAUAAACUGGCAGAGGACCCAGCAAUCUUUCACUCAGAGAAAACUGGCCGGGGACCUUUAGGGCCAGACUGGAAGAAAGAGCUCUUGGCUAAGACGGACACCCCUCGUAUGUGUGCAUACAAACUAGUCACCGUCAAGUUCAAGUGGUGGGGCCUUCAAACUAAAAUAGAGAACUUCAUCCACAAGCAAGAGAAGAGGAUCUUCACCAACUUCCACCGUCAGCUCUUCUGUUGGAUUGACAGCUGGGUGGAGCUCUCCAUGGAGGACAUCCGCCGGAUGGAGGAGGAGACGCAGCGACAGCUGGAGGAGCUUCGUAAUACUGGUCAGGUUCGAGGCACCAGUGCUGCUCACGAACAAUAAGGCUGAACUUCAAGAAUCCAACCACGACGACACUUGACGAAAGACAUCACCGCAUCCAACCAAACCGGCCAGUGGUGGCGCCGUCCUCCUCCACCAGACCGCAGAAUGACCCCGUGAUCAGUAGUACUGUUCUCACACACCUGCCGACAAGGUGGACACACUUUCACGCUCAACCUGUUUUUAGAUUCAGGCAGGUUGAUCCAGUGAACUUCCCACUUUGUUAAAAAUAUCUUGAGUUUUACUGUAUUGGUUGUGUUGUUCGAUUUCAUUUUGGCAGGCAUUGGACCAAUUCUUUGUGUUUUAGUUUGGUUUUAUCUGUUUGUAAUGGUUCAGAUCUUUAUUUUUCUUGUUUGUGUUUAGUCUCUCCCCCCCGCCCAGAAUCACUUCUUUUGAUUCUUUUAAAUUCCUAAUCAUGUUUUUAAUUAGUAGAUUUUUAUUUCGCAUCAGCGUAGUCCUGCCUACCAUGUCUAGUUUUUCUAGGUAAAAUGUGUGAUGCUACUGCACGGCAUGCACAUUUGUGCAAAAACACACGUCCACCUCGCAAAACCUUUUCCACGGGUGGCUUUUGCAUGAGCUCAGGCAUCUAAUCGGCUGUUUUUGAGAGGGUCUUCAUGUUCUCAAGACACUUUGCGUGAUGUAACCCCUCAGGACUCUUCAGGUUCUCCUCACCAAAAUCCAAACUAGUUACUGGAGCAAAUCACCGGCGCUGCCGCUGCUGCUUUUUCUUACUUGCUUUAGGACAGUCAAAGUGCUUUUAUAUCGCUAAUCUACCUGCAACGCCCUCAGGGUUCCCACAGUCUUGGAAAAUCCUGGAGAUGUCAGGGAAAAAUUGUGAUUUCCAGGCCUGCAAAAGUCUGUUCAUUACAAGUUUACUAACAGAAAAUAAUUCCCCUAAAUAAUUAUAAUUAAAAUUUAAAAUAAAUAGUCUCUAAUCGCUAUUUCAGUAAUGCAGUUGCAAUGCACGUGAACCGUGUUGACAUUUAAAAGCUGAAGUGUGAUGAUUCUUGAUCUUGCUAUUAUUUAAUCUAAAAUUAAAUAAUAAAAAAAUGUCAUUUCUGAGGUGUAACUACUUUUCCAGGUGGAUGGAUCUGUUUACUGACGUGCAAACAGCAGUGACUCCUGUCUGGUAUCCUUGCGCAUAUUAUGCAAAUGUUGCUGCGGUUGUCAUGACAACAGAUUUAAAUUCGGUGUCACACAGGCACAGUCAGGAAGAGAUUCUAGUGCACAAGUCUCAUGGUUUUAGUGUGUACUUGACUUGCAUUUUUGAAUGCAUUAACGUAACGGCAUUUUUUGCCUGACAAACCUAAAAUUCCUACGAUCAACAUGCUGUACCCAAAAGAUUUCUUUAAUUAAAUCAUAAGGUAUAAAUUCAUAUAUUUAUAUAGUGUAUUUUGCAGUCUCUGCAAAAUGAUUGAUCAGAACGUGUGGGAACCCGGAGCUCUGCACAUGAAUGUGUGCGUAGAUGCUUUAACAGACGCUUAGGACAAAGAGGAGAACUUUGUAAAUGCAUUGUAAAGAGCUUGAUAUCUGUAUAACGUACCAGGUCAGAGUAUUGGGAUGUGCAGGUAGAAUAAUUCUACUUCCUGUCUUCCUCGUCUCUGGCCGUCCUGCACCAGCUCAGAUCAUCCAGCCUAACAAAAAGUGUCUCUGCUGUCUGCGCUUGACCUGCGCAGUGCAGGGCUGUUUUAUCUCCUCCUUUAUUAGUAACAGGUUUUUAACGUGUACGGUUCUCUGUCCAGAGCGACAGACAGAUUGGGAUUUUCAUCAUAUAUUGUAGUCAGUGCAUUAGUUUUAAUAGUCAGGCUUUCAUGGACAGCUGAUGGCCAGAGUUAGUGCCUGAUGUCUGCGAUGAAACUGCGAUCCUGUAGCACUGAUUGUCUAGUUAGAAUUGCACAUUUGUGAUAGUUUUCAAGCCUGAAUGUGGCAUACAGCACGUUUCUUCUAGGUUUGCGUGUUUUGUUUCUUAACGUCCCUCUCAUUUCAAGGUCCACGAAUGUUCACGCUAUCAUGCAACCCGUCAGGUUCGGCCUCAGCGGCACAUUUAUGGCAAUCAAGAAGACGUUUUCACUUACCUGUGUUCCUCUUCUCAUAGAUCCAGCUUGGAGGAAGUCAGGUUUUGAUAUUUUUUCAUAUGUUCUCUAGAUCAUAAUUGAGGAAUCAGUGCACUGACGUCUUUUCAGACAUACUGUCUCCAGUCUCACGGAUCGGGUGGUUUACUUUUGUACAUGGCUUUUAGGCUAGCGGGGACUGGCAAGGGUUUUAGAUAUAAUGAAUGAAUCAUAUUGUAAUCAAAGCAUAGCUGCGCACUUGGAGAAUCUACUGUUUUUUCUUUUAUUUUUCUUGGGGAAUUACACAAUGCUGUUUUACUGUUUUGUUUUUUUCUCUCUGAUUGUUUGUUUGAAAAUCGGGAAAUAUCAGUGAAUGUAAAAUGGUGUGCUUUUUUUUUUUUUUCAAUUUUUUUUUCUUUCAGCUCUUUUUCUUGAAUUGGUUAUAAAGUUAACAAUUAACAGUAUAUCUAAUAAAUUUCGAGUCAUGCUUGGUCUUUUAUUUUUAUUGUGGUUUUCCAUGCUUUAAUGUCUUGCCUUUAGAUACAAGUCA
Molecule: messenger RNA, 3216 nt
Organism: Carassius auratus (goldfish)
Lineage: Eukaryota; Metazoa; Chordata; Actinopteri; Cypriniformes; Cyprinidae
Product: phosphatidylinositol transfer protein beta isoform-like
Exons: 8
Biological process (GO): phospholipid transport
Cellular component (GO): cytoplasm
Molecular function (GO): phosphatidylcholine binding; phosphatidylinositol binding; phosphatidylinositol transfer activity
Source: RefSeq, a predicted model, not a curated record